UGGCGCAUCACGACGGGGGUGGGGUAGGUGGGUGGGGGGCACGGCAACAAAAGCCUCGCAGCUCGCCGCGCUCGCCUCUCGCUCGGCCUCUUGCCGCCACCAGCCGCCUACAGCCAACGCCGCCUCGAACCAUGGGAGACGAGAAACCCAAGGAGGGAGUGAAGACGGAGAAUGAUCACAUCAACCUGAAGGUGGCGGGCCAGGACGGCUCCGUGGUGCAGUUUAAAAUCAAGCGGCAUACUCCUCUGACCAAGCUGAUGAAGGCGUACUGCGAAAGACAGGGGCUGCAAAUGCGUCAGAUAAGAUUUCGGUUCGACGGGCAGCCCAUAAAUGAAACGGACACACCAGCACAGUUGGAGAUGGAAGACGAGGACACCAUUGAUGUUUUCCAGCAGCAGACAGGAGGCGGUUGCUAAGCAGACAGUGGCAGUACCUGGCCUCCCACUGAGUAAAAAAACUUAAAAAAAUGGUCGCGUUUCUUUUUACUGUUCUGUCAACUCGGCCCCCGAAGUUAUCCCCCCACGUUCAAUAGCGUCGAAGCAAGCGGCAUUGCUGAAAUGGAAAAAGGACCAGUAUGUUGUGUUAACACCAUCUGGAAAUAAAAGUAAGGAAAAUGCAGUCAUUUACAAGGGUCCCGUAUCUACGCCUUCAGAAUUCUUGUCAGUUUUAGUAAUUAAAUCUUACUCGCUAAAUGGAGCACCUUCAUUUUUUUAAAUUCUCGCUAAUGCAUACAUUUUUCCAAAGCUAAUGCUGACAUACUGUAACUGCUGGUUUUGAUGGCAAUGGUGGCCAUCUUGAAUUAUGUACACCUUUCUGCAAGUGACAAAGCCCAAUUAUUAGGCCCCAUUGAUGUGUAGUGCAUUAUCCAAAAGACCCUGAGUGGAAGCCCACAUUGAUUAAUCUUUUUGUGAUGGUUUGUAAUUUCACUUUGUUUAAUUAGAAUGUAAUAAAUGGUCCUGUCCUAUACCAUUUGACUCUGAUGAGCAUUCGUUAUGAUUUAAAAGGAUUCACAAAGGGUUUGUCGCAUUUAAUUUUCCGUGCAUGUUGUAGUGAAUGCAGUCUGUAUUUGUGUAGAGGUUGGAGGAUGGAAACGUCUAAGAACAGCGGAGUUGAUCAGUUUCUACUGAAAAGGUGUAGCUUGGGAAUUGAGGUAGGAUUUGUGAAUCUUUUUAAACAAAGUGCUGCCAUUUUCCUCGCUAUAUUUUUAGCUAAGUUUUACUUUUCCAAGAGUGUACAAACACAGUAGGCUUUCAUGUUUAUUGGUCUUAUCUUUUGUUUACUUGUACUUCACGUUCAUUUAAUAAAGUGUUUAAAAGUUA
Molecule: messenger RNA, 1319 nt
Organism: Petromyzon marinus (sea lamprey)
Lineage: Eukaryota; Metazoa; Chordata; Hyperoartia; Petromyzontiformes; Petromyzontidae
Product: small ubiquitin-related modifier 3
Molecular function (GO): protein binding
Source: RefSeq, a predicted model, not a curated record